ACAGACUUUGGUUCUUCUCUUGUUUGGGUCCUAGAGACGCACCAGGUCGGCUCCACAGCAGGCCAGGCUCCGCUCCGGAUUCGCGUGACGCUCCCCGAGGCCUCCAGCUCCCCAUGGCGGCGACACUGAGCCUGGAGCCCGCGGGCCGCAGCUGCUGGGACGAGCCGCUGAGCAUCGCCGUGCGCGGCCUGGCCCCCGAGCAGCCCGUCACGCUGCGCGCCGCCCUGCGCGACGAGAAGGGCGCGCGCUUCCGAGCCCACGCGCGCUACCGCGCCGACGCCGCGGGAGAGCUGGACCUGGCGCGCGCGCCCGCGCUGGGCGGCAGCUUCGCGGGGCUCGAGCCCAUGGGGCUGCUCUGGGCCAUGGAGCCCGACCGGCCUCACUGGCGCCUGGUCAAGCGCGACGUGCAGACGCCCUUCGUGGUGGAGCUGGAGGUGCUGGACGGACAGGAGCCCGACGGCGGGCGGCUGCUGGCGCGGGCGGUGCACGAGCGUCACUUCAUGGCUCCCGGGGUGCGGCGCGUGCCCGUGCGCGAGGGCCGGGUGCGCGCCACCCUUUUCCUGCCAGCAGGACAAGGACCCUUUCCAGGGAUCAUCGAUGUCUAUGGUGUUGGAGGGGGCCUGUUGGAAUACCGAGCCAGCCUUUUGGCUGGCCAUGGCUUUGCCACAUUGGCUCUGGCUUUUUAUGGCUUUGAAGAUCUCCCUAAAGAGUUCAACAUCAUAGAAGUGGACUACUUUGAAGAAGCAGUGUGCUACAUGCUUCAACACCCGAAGGUAAAAGGCCCAGACAUCGGGCUUCUGGGUCUUUCUCUAGGAGCUGAUAUCUGUCUGAUCAUGGCUUCCUUCUUGAAGAAUGUGUCAGCCACGGUUUCCAUCAAUGGCUCUGCAUUCAGCGGAAACAGACACAUACACUACAAGGAGACCGUGAUUCCACCAUUGGGCCACGACCUGAGGAGAGUGAAGGUGGCUUUCUCCGGCAUUCUGGACAUUGUGGAUAUACGGAACGAUACUGUAGGAGACUGUAAGAACCCCAGCAUGAUACCAAUAGAGAAGGCCAAGGGGCCCAUCCUCUUUGUUGCUGGUCAGGAUGAUCACUGCUGGAGGAGUGAGUUAUAUACUCAGACAGCCUCGGCACGGUUACAGGCUCAUGGAAAGGAAAGGCCCCAGAUAAUCUCUUACCCUGGGACUGGGCAUUACAUCGAGCCGCCUUACUUCCCCAUGUGCCCAGCUUCCCUGCACAAAAUAGUGGACAAAGCUGUGAUUUGGGGAGGGGAGGUCAGGGCUCACUCAAAAGCCCAGAUCGAUGCGUGGAAGCAAAUUCUGUCCUUCUUUGGCAAACACCUGGACAGUACGUACCACAGAGCCUCCUGUAGAUUGUAGCGCACUUGCCUGUAACAGACAUGGUGUAGAUCCAAGGUCUAAUGUUCAGUAACUAUGUGAAUCAGAUUUCUGCUGGAUGACAUGAAAUUCAUGUUUGGGGCAUUAAUGGCUUAUAUAGGUCACUGUACUGAAUAAGUUAUUAAUCAAUAUGGUUAUUUUAUGAACAACAUGUGCUUGUUACAGGUUCAGCUAUAUGUGAUAUGAUCAGUAAAGUUUAAAAAUGACCCCUUAUUAAAAUGUAUGAU
Messenger RNA from Arvicanthis niloticus (Nile rat), 1624 nucleotides. The record is from RefSeq and is a predicted model, not a curated record. Lineage: Eukaryota; Metazoa; Chordata; Mammalia; Rodentia; Muridae.